UCCCCACUUUUCCCUCCACAACCGCAAGGUUUUCCCUCCCUCCGCUCAACCCACCCCAGCGCCAUGGCCUCCUCCUCCUCCGCCGCCGCCCCCGCCCCCGCCGACACGUACGACAUCCCGUGGGUGGAGAAGUACCGCCCUAGCCGCGUCGCGGAUGUCGUCGGCAACGCCGACGCCGUCAGCCGCCUCGAGGUCAUCGCCCGCGACGGCAACAUGCCCAACCUCAUCCUCUCCGGGCCUCCGGGGACCGGGAAGACGACGAGCAUCCUGGCGCUGGCCCACGAGAUGCUCGGGCCCAGCUACCGAGAGGGCGUGCUCGAGCUCAACGCCUCGGACGACAGGGGGCUUGAUGUGGUGCGGAACAAGAUAAAGAUGUUCGCGCAGAAGAAGGUCACACUACCGCCGGGACGGCACAAGAUCGUCAUACUGGACGAGGCUGACAGCAUGACAACAGGGGCACAGCAAGCACUGAGAAGAACCAUGGAGAUUUAUUCCAACACCACAAGAUUUGCUCUUGCAUGCAAUACUUCAUCUAAAAUCAUUGAACCCAUCCAAAGUCGAUGUGCUAUUGUCCGGUUCUCGAGGCUUUCAGAUCAGGAGAUCCUUGGCCGCCUUAUGGUCGUGGUGGCUGCUGAAAAGGUCCCUUAUGUGCCAGAAGGUCUUGAAGCCAUCAUUUUUACUGCUGAUGGUGACAUGAGGCAAGCUCUGAACAAUUUGCAAGCUACAGUUAGUGGGUUUCGUUUUGUUAAUCAAGAAAAUGUGUUCAAGGUAUGCGAUCAACCACAUCCCUUGCAUGUCAAGAGUAUGGUGAAAAAUGUACUCGAUGGGAAGUUUGAUGAGGCCUGCUCUGGCCUAAAGCAACUCUAUGAUUUGGGCUACUCUCCUACCGACAUAAUCACUACUCUCUUCCGUGUCAUCAAGAAUUAUGACAUGGCUGAAUUUCUGAAGCUGGAGUUGCUUAAGGAAACAGGAUUUGCUCACAUGAGGAUCUGUGAUGGCGUUGGGUCAUUCCUUCAGCUUUCUGGCCUUCUGGCCAAGUUUGCUCUAGUGAGAGAAACAGCAAAGGCCUAAUACUGCAGCUGCGCUGACGUCAGUUAACAGUGUGGUGAUGCAUAGCCUGUUUAUCCCUAUGUCGUGGUAUCUCAGUGUGUAAGAUAGUUCUUUCUUUGCUGAAGUGAACUAUUUAUGUUUAUUUCGCAUCGGAGAUGUAGUUGUAGCCUGUAGUGACUAGUGAGGAGACCGAGUCCUCGUAGCGCGACUGCUUUUGGCCCAGCCAUUGGUGGUUCACGGGCUGCUGUAUCUCGGAACUAAUCUAUGGUUUUUUCUGGUCUUUCUUAGUCUAUUGCGCUGUCGUACCAGCAUCAUGAAGGAACAGUCAGUUAUCCAAGUCAACUGCAUAUCAAUUAUGGAUUGGCAGAAAA
This is a messenger RNA of Hordeum vulgare subsp. vulgare (domesticated barley), 1421 nucleotides long. Its product is annotated as replication factor C subunit 4. Lineage: Eukaryota; Viridiplantae; Streptophyta; Magnoliopsida; Poales; Poaceae. Bases 64 to 1071 code for a protein of 335 amino acids. The transcript has 7 exons. Gene Ontology annotation, molecular function: ATP hydrolysis activity; DNA binding; ATP binding. The record is from RefSeq and is a predicted model, not a curated record. Gene Ontology annotation, biological process: DNA-templated DNA replication; DNA repair. Gene Ontology annotation, cellular component: nucleus; DNA replication factor C complex.